Molecule: messenger RNA, 3960 nt
Organism: Rhagoletis pomonella (apple maggot)
Lineage: Eukaryota; Metazoa; Arthropoda; Insecta; Diptera; Tephritidae
Product: manganese-transporting ATPase 13A1
Exons: 9
Coding region: 180-3833 (1217 amino acids)
Biological process (GO): intracellular calcium ion homeostasis
Cellular component (GO): endoplasmic reticulum membrane
Molecular function (GO): P-type ion transporter activity; ATP binding; ATP hydrolysis activity
Source: RefSeq, a predicted model, not a curated record
UCAGUGCUGUACAAAUUCGCCUUGGGCAGUUCCAUUAAAUUUGACAUGCAAGCAAAUAAGGCGAAUUCGCAACAGAAAACACAAGUAACGAAAAUUAUUAAUUUUUCUGUAGGUGACUUUGGAAAUUAUGACGUUCAUACGUUGAAAAAACUCUGCUUUUAUAAAUAAAUGUUCCAAGGAUGAUUCGCGAAUACGUGGACGAAAGCAAGCCAGAUUUGAAUUCGAUAGCUCCAUCAUAUAGUAAAGGCAAACAUGAAAAGAAAAAAAAACCGGCUCUUGAUGAUUUGGUGCAAUAUGUGACUUUACACAUCCGGAACCCAAUAGUACUUAGCGGUAUAGUUAUGCCAUUUGUUUUAAUGUAUUUGACCGCUUUUUAUGCCUGGAUAUUUGUCUACGGUAUUGAUGUGCACUACGAAGCCGGCCUAAUCUCGGUAGCUGUAAUAGCGUUUGCCCAAAUUCUUUCAUUACUUUGUUGCUAUUGGAGUGUGCAUGUGCUCGCAUUUCUGAAUUGUCGAAAAGUCAAAAUUCCCGCAGAAGGUGUUUUAGCCAAGGUAGUGCCAACACCAAACAAUGGUUCUUCUCAGCUGGUGCACAUACAUUGCAGCAAAUUGGCCAACGGCGAGCAACAACUGUAUUUUGUUUUCCAAAAAACAAAAUAUGUUUGGGACGAAGAAAAGUGUACAUUCCAUGGAAUAGCAUUUCCUGUGCACGAAAUCCUAAGUCAUUACUCUCGCAGUCGAGGUCACGAAACAGAAGCAGCAGUCAAGAUAGCAGAACAAACCUAUGGAUUGAAUGAAAUGAAAAUGGUCGUUCCAGAAUUCUAUGAACUCUUUAUCGAACGAGCCACAGCACCUUUCUUUGUAUUUCAAAUAUUUUCGGUUGCUUUGUGGUGUCUCGAUGAGUAUUGGUACUAUUCCCUAUUCACACUGGUCAUGAUGGUUAUUUUCGAAUGCACUCUUGUUGGUCAGCAACUUCAUAACAUGGCUGAAAUUAGAAAAAUGGGCAACAAACCUUAUUCCAUUAGCGUGCUGAGACAAAAUAAAUGGCGACAGAUAAUCUCCGAUCAGCUUGUACCUGGAGAUAUUGUGUCCAUAACAAGAUCACAAAACGACAAUUUGGUGCCCUGUGACAUAGUGUUAUUACGUGGUAGUUGCAUAGUUGACGAGAGCAUGCUGACAGGGGAAUCGGUGCCGCAAAUGAAAGAGUCCUUAGAGACACUAGAUAAUCUAGAUGUAGAACUAGAUAUGGAAGGCGAUAGUAAGCUGUUUGUUCUCUUUGGUGGGACUAAAGUGGUGCAACAUACUGCUCCCACAAAAGAUGAUAUGCGAGCACCGGACGGUGGUUGUAUAGGAUAUGUGCUGCGCAAUGGUUUCAAUACAUCCCAGGGAAAAUUGUUGAGAACAAUUCUAUUCGGUGUUAACCGCGUAACUGAAAACAAUUUAGAAACAUUUGCCUUUAUACUCUUUUUAAUGGUUUUUGCUAUUGCCGCUGCAUCUUAUGUUUGGAUUAAGGGAACCGAAGAUCCAGAGCGGAGUCGCUACAAGCUUUUCUUAGAAUGUACGCUUAUAUUGACGUCAAUAAUACCCCCAGACCUUCCAAUUGAAUUAACAUUGGCAGUUAACACUUCACUUAUGCAACUAUCCAAACUUUUUGUAUUCUGUACUGAGCCUUUUCGCAUUCCCAUCGCUGGUAAAGUUCAAAUCUGCUGUUUCGACAAGACCGGAACUCUUACAUCGGAUAAUUUGAUGGUUGAAGGUAUUGUUGGUAUGUCUGAUGAUAUUAAUGCUAUUGUGCCAAUGAAUAGGGCGGUAGACCAUACAAUACAAGUACUUGCAACUUGUCAUUCCCUGGUAAUGCUUGAUGACGGACUUGUUGGCGAUCCGCUUGAAAAGGCUACACUUACAGCAGUUGAUUGGAGCCUUACCAAGCAGGAUAGCGUUAUUCCAAAACGCGGAAGACUAAAACCUUUACGUAUAUUUCAUCGUUACUAUUUCUCAUCGGCCCUAAAAAGGAUGUCGGUUUUAGCGGGCUAUUUAGUGCCAUUCAGCAAUGAUAUUUUUUAUAUAGGCACAGUAAAAGGCGCACCUGAAGUAAUACAGAAUAUGCUAAAAGAAGUACCGAAGGAUUAUGAAAAGACAUUCCUUGAAUAUUCUCGACGCGGAGCACGCGUUUUAGCAUUGGGCAUAAAAGAAUUCGGACAAAUGGAUGCCCAACGCGUCCGCGAAUUAAAGCGCGAGGAUGUUGAAUGUAACUUGAUAUUUGCGGGAUUCGUCAUAAUAUCGUGCCCUAUAAAACCUGAAUCCAAAAGUGUAAUCAAAGAGUUGAUACACGCAUCCCACAAAGUUGUAAUGAUAACUGGCGACAAUCCAUUAACAGCCUGUCAUGUAGCCAAAGAGUUACGCUUUACACGUAAAAAACUCCUCAUCCUUACUCCUGGCGAGAUGGAUAACGAGAAAAAUAUUAAAUGGCAUUGGCUUUCAGUUAAUACAGAUGCGACAUAUAGCCUUAAGCAUGAUCUAAAGGAUAUGCUAGCUAGCUAUGAUUUGUGUAUAACCGGCGAAGGGUUGAAUUACCUCAAGGAUAACGAAAAUCCUUACAUGCAAAAGAUUUUACAACACGUCACUGUUUGUGCGCGAUUUGCGCCAAAACAAAAAGAAUAUGUUAUAACAUCCUUGAAACAUCUCGGAUACUAUACGCUCAUGUGCGGGGACGGUACCAAUGAUGUAGGCGCUCUUAAACAUGCUCAUGUAGGGGUGUCUUUGCUAAGUACAGCACCAGCAAAACUAAGGAGGAGACGAGAUGUGACCAAUGGAACAGGAUCAAUAACUGUAGACACAGGCACCAGUUCAUCUGGCAAUACCACACGAAACACCGGCGGCAAUAGAAGUGUUGCUACAAUAGGUUCUAAUUCGACGGAGCGUCGAAAUCUUAUUCCACGUGAACGAGCAAUUUUACGCCAUAGAGAGAAUUUAAAUUCUACACAGGCACGUCUACAAACGGAAUUGAAUGAAAUAUAUGAGGAUACAACGGUUGUAAAACUAGGAGAUGCAAGUAUAGCGGCACCGUUUACCAGCAAAACAUCGUCGAUAAUGUGUGUGAAUCACAUUAUUAAACAGGGACGCUGCACUUUAGUGACAACACUACAAAUGUUCAAAGUCUCAGCCCUUAAUGCACUCAUAUCAGCCUACUGCCAAUCAGUUUUAUACAUUGAUGGCGUAAAAUUCAGUGAUAUGCAAGCAACUCUGCAGGGACUCUUCAUAGCUGCUUGCUUUCUUUGUAUAACACGUUCAAAGCCGCUGAAAACUCUAUCAAAAACUGCACCAUUGCCAAAUAUAUUUAACUUUUAUAGUAUAUCAACCAUACUUUGCCAGUUUGCCGUUCAUUUUGGUGCACUUUACUACUUAACACAGGAGGCUACGGCGCGGGCACCUGCAAGGGAAGGGAAAGUAAAACUCUACUUAGACAUGGAGGCAGAGGAAAAGCAGACUUUCGAACCAAACAUUAUAAACAGCACGGUUUAUAUAAUUUGUCUUGCAUUGCAAGUAUCUACUUUUGCAGUCAAUCACAAGGGGCAUCCUUUUAUGGAGAGUUUACGAGAAAACCGGCCUCUACUAACAUCGAUCCUGGUUUCGUCUGCAUUGGUGUUAUUCCUUUCUUUGGGCCUCUCAUCCGUUCUGACCGAAGCUUUUGAAAUUGUCUCAUUCCCAGACGAUUUUCGCAACACGCUUGUGUUGGUUUUGUUAGCGGAUACCAUUGCAGCUUUCGCGUUGGAUAGAAUCUGUUCAUUUCUCUUUGGCGAAACAAGGCAAACGUCGAAAAUUGUCAACUACUAAAUGGGACCAGUAAAGUUCGUUUAUGUUUAUCCAAAAUCGUCUUAAGUUCACCAUUUAUAUACAUACUGCAUAUUGGAAUUUGUAUUUAUAACUGAAGAAAAAAAUAAAUAAACAGAUUACGAAUAUA